GAGUAUAAGAGUGCGCAGUCGGGUAAGAGUACGCAGAUCAUUUUUAUUAUGUUGGUAUCACUGCAAGCUAAUGCCAGUGCGGUGUUUAGGUGUGUAUGCGUGAACGCUGUUUCCUACUAAGUUGUUUCGAGUUACGUGUAUUUUGCCUGGAAGUUAUAGAGGAAUAAGUGAUUUACUGUAAAAGGUAUGUAAUUUUUUUAAUAAACAAUUUAGUGUUUUUGAACUCUUUAAGAUUUGUUAUUUCGUUUAAAGUUUAUUUCAUAAUAAAGUACGUCAUGUCGAGAACAACAUGGCGUGGUUAGCAGUUCUCUAUGUGUACUGUGCUGCUAUCUGUUGACGAUGUAACGAAACACUACGUAUGUGGCUAAGAGUGCGCACUGGGUUUGUGAAUGCGUACUCUUAGCCUCCCACAUUUGUUCCACUGUUAUCAAAAGAAACUUUUCUCUAUGGAAAUGUAUCAUAUUACUUUAAGUGUAGUGAUAACAGCAAUACUAAAUAAUACAUAAAUACUUGUUUCUAUUAACAUUAUUUAUUAUUUUGAUGUGAAUUUACCUUCAUUGUUGCAGAUAUGAUAUCUUUAUGAAUGGCUCCAUACAAGCGAAAAAGUGAGAGGGUUCUGACCACACAGGACAUCUUAGAUGAAGCAAAACGGAAAAUAGAGGCUGGUGACAGUAAAAGGAAAGUGGCCAGAGAUUUGGGAAUUAAGGAAAGCACAUUAAGGAAAAGACUCAAAGCAGGGACGGUUCCGGUAUCACUUGGGCGCUUUAAAAAUGCUUUGUCAGAUGAAAUGGAAAAAGAACUUGCACAGCAUUGUAAAGAUUUGGACAACAGGUUCUACGGCCUUACAAGAAAGCACAUAAUGAAAGUAGCUUUUGAUUUUGCAGAGAAGAAUGGAGUUUCUGAAAGAUUCAACCAAGAAAAAAAGUUGGCAGGAAAAGAUUGGUUAAAAGGGUUUUGCAAACGCCACAAACUUUCUGUUCGUGCGCCAGAAUUAUGCAGUGUUGCAAGAGCGGUGGGUUUCAAUAAAGUUCAAGUUUCAAGAUUUUUUGAAAACUUGAAGCAGUGUCGUCUCGAAAAAAAGUUUCCACCGCACAGGAUCUUCAAUAUGGACGAAACAGGGGUCACUACGGUUCCCAACAAAACACCCAAGAUAAUUAGCCCCAAAGGAAAAAAAACUGUCUUCAAGGUAAAUUAG
This is a messenger RNA of Bacillus rossius redtenbacheri, 1195 nucleotides long. RefSeq lists its product as uncharacterized. The record is from RefSeq and is a predicted model, not a curated record. Lineage: Eukaryota; Metazoa; Arthropoda; Insecta; Phasmatodea; Bacillidae. Gene Ontology annotation, molecular function: DNA binding. The coding region runs from base 584 to 1195 and encodes 203 amino acids. Gene Ontology annotation, cellular component: nucleus. The transcript is spliced from 3 exons.